Molecule: messenger RNA, 4621 nt
Organism: Fomitopsis serialis
Lineage: Eukaryota; Fungi; Basidiomycota; Agaricomycetes; Polyporales; Fomitopsidaceae
Exons: 6
Coding region: 431-4126 (1231 amino acids)
Biological process (GO): protein phosphorylation
Molecular function (GO): protein kinase activity; ATP binding
Source: RefSeq, a predicted model, not a curated record
GCCGGGCCAAGGCGGGAUCGCAGCAACGCCGCUAAGUGCGGGCCCGAGUCAGGCGCGCCAUCGCGGGAACGCGCGGAAGCAAAUUUGGCGGACAAAAGGAGUGGCUGAGCGCUUCGGAGGCCGCCACAAAGGGAGUUUGAACCGGAGUGGGAAAGGCGUGGCGGGGUGUGGCGACCACGAUCACAUGAUGUUGUUGAGCCAGUUCGCACGCGUGGGGAACAGCCUGCUGGCCUCGCACUCUAAUAUCCAACUACCGCCCACCCCAGUACGUACAUCUCCCCACCCCCUUCGCUCCUUUCUCCUCCGCUCUAGACGACAACGACGACGACCUCUCGCCCGAAGGCCUUGACGACGGCGGCCACGCAAACACCGUCUGCCGCGCACUUUAGCCCACAAUCGCGAUCCGCAUUGCUAUUUUCCGCCAGCUGCUAUGUUUGCUUCAUCCCCAAGCACCGACUACGUCUCUUAUAGGCCUUCGAGGAGACGCGAACCCGCUGCAUCUCCAUCUUGUCGCUUCAGCUUUAACACUCCCCCACGCUUCGCAGUAGACUCCUUGGUCCGCGACUCGCCCAUGCUCACGCCUUCGCCGCUGCGCCGCCACGCGCCGCCAUCCGCAGAACCGAUGGACAUGGACGACAUCUUCCAGUCUCCUGCUGCGAGGCCAUCUUCUUACACCCACCAACCUUCUACACGACCCUCACUAUCCCAUCGCCAUAAAGAUGACAUGGAUGACGAUUUCGACAACUCCCACCUCGUGCCUUCGUCGUCGUACUCCGUCUCCCAUUUUAUGGCGCCACCAACCUCCCCUUUUCUCACUCCCCUACGCACUCCCGUCAAGUCUUCGCCGCGUUUCCCAGGGACGCCGGAUCGCCCUGCUCUCUCCGUCAAGCACGUCAAUGCCCCGUUCUCCGUCUCUCCGGGUCUCACCGCAGGCGCGAAGCGCAAGCCCACUCCCAACCAGUGCGUUACGCCGCUGCGCCCCAGAGCCAGCACUCCGUUGCAGGUCGCGUCAGCCAGAGAGCAGCCUGAAGGCGACUCCUCGUCGCUUCCGUUCGACCGCUUGGCGCCUCUGCCGGCUCCCCGCUUCAACCUCCGCACGCCACAGUCAAACGCUGAGACGGACUUGCAUCUCAAACGGCAGGCAGAGACGAUGACGAUGCUGCAGAUUCAUUCAGACGACGAGAGUGGGUAUGACUCGGGUCCUGACGUGCGUGCGGCAGACGACAAUGGACGGGCGCUCUUCGAAGGCGGUUCUUUGUCCCGGACGCCGCUCAACUCUGCUAAAGGCAAAGGCAAGGUCAAGUCGCCUGCGCUCGAAAUGUUCAUGAGGAUGGGGCAGAUGAACAAUGAAGAGGUCGCAGAAGCCGUCUCACCGGGUGGGCACGUCACCAAACGGCGUGCGCGUUCCCGCCCUGUCUCCGCUGAGCUACUAGAGUCGGCGCAGGGCGCAGCCCACACAGGAUUUGAAAAUCAGAUGCCAGCCGUUUCACCCGUUAGGGGACCGCACAGCGCAAGCUCCGUUAGUUUUCCUCGUCGGCGGCGAGCCUCCACCAGCUCUACGAGCGAGUCUGAGUCUGGCUCGCCUGUCCCACAUCUACGACUCACGCCUGGAGCUCUUCCUCGCAUUCGCACUCAGUCGCAGGCGCAUACAAGGGCACCGCUCAGUCGAAUCACCAGCACGGGGUCAGCGACCCAUUUCUUCGGUCCGAGUAUUCCCGAUCCCAGGCCUGGAAAGAAGAAGUCGAAGACAGGCGCCGUUGCAAGCCCCCGUCGCGGUAUGAACCUCGCCGCUAUGAAAGAAAGCUACCCAGCGACGGAGCGCUCACAGGCGUCCAACCGCCACAGCUACGGCGGCUCACCUGGGAUGCCCUCUGCGUGGAUGUGGCACGAGCGCGCAGCGUCGUCACCCGUCUCGUCUCCCAACUGCCGCAAGAGGGACGGCUCAUCGGACGACGAGGAAGAGGCCUUCUUCAACGGGCCCCCAGAUACAUCAUUUAGCUUCAGCAUCGCUUCGGCGACGCCGAGCCCCAAGAAGAGACAGAAGCGCGAGGCCCCUGCUUCCCCGCUGCAGAAGAAGUUCAGGCCACGCGAUUCUGGGAUCGCUCUCUACUCCAGUGAUGAGGACUACAGCGGGUUCCACUUGCAUGGCGGUGACCCGUUCCUGCCGUCGAUGCCCCGUGCUUCAACCUCCGUCAGCACGGUCAACUCAUCGGAGGGCGACGACCAGGCUCUGGUCACACCUGGCUUCGGCCCCAGCCCGUCGUCUGGCUGGCCCGGCACCGAAGUCAACAUUGUCCAUCCGGGCGAUGACUCAGACGACAUGGAAGCUUUCAUCUAUCGAACCCUCACCGCCGGCGCUGGCAAGUCCGCGCCCGGCCAUGCCUCACCGAAGCGCGUCCCAGGAACGCCCCAAAAGAAGAUGAAGACCUCGCACCUCGGCCAGCGUCCAUGGCAGAGUGCAGUCACGUCUAAGAUUGGUUUCCCCGAGUUCGACGAGGACGGACCGAAGGGCAAGGGGAAAGGUAAGGGCAAGCCGCGCAAGUCGCUGCCCGCCGCGUUCCCCAUCCUCGGCAAGGAGAACCGCACAACAGGGAAGGCCCGCCUCGGGCAUCAUCCGGCGCGGUCGUCGGUGGACAUGAACACCGACGAGGAGGAGGAGCUGAGCCCGAGCACGACGCGCCAAAGCAAGUAUGAUGGCCUGGGACUCGGGCGUCCGUCUGGCGUGCUCCCGGGCUUUACGAGAACGAGUGGAGACAAGGGCAAGGCGAGUUGGUUGAUGCGGAGGAGCAGCAGCGGCAACUUCUCGAGUGGCAGUGAGACUGCAGGCUCUGCGUCCGCGACGCCGACCCGACUUGGGGCGAAAGAAUGGUCCUUGGCUCCUCCGAGGCUUCCGCCGGCACCGACUACGCCGAGCUCGACAACGUCUGCAACGCCGAACUCACCCAAUGGAGAGGGGACCGCAAGACAACUUCGUAGUGGGGCGUCUGCGCUCCCUCAGCCAACCCCCGUGCGCACAUCUCUAUUCAACCGCCCGCAGACGCAUGCGCAUCCUGCUCGGUUGCCUCACGGCCACACCUCGCCGCUCCGGCCAACUGCGCGGGGACGCCUUUCUCUUGCAUCGGGCGACGAGCAGCCAGGGCGAUUCGAUCGCGAUUUCAUCGAGGUCGACGAACUCGGCAAGGGCGAGUUUGGACGGGUGAUGAAGGUGCGCUACAAGGACGGCUCGUUUGCGGGGCGUGGCAAAGAGGCCGAGCUGUACGCCGUCAAGAAGUCGAAGCGGUUCGAGGGCGCUAGGCAUCGGUUGCGACUUCGCGAGGAAGUGGACAUUCUGUCCAGCCUGUCUGCUCGUGGUGGCUAUCCCAACGUCCUGGCUUACGUAGAUAGCUGGGAAGAGGAAGAGACGCUUUAUAUUCAGACGGAGUUGUGCGCUCUUGGCAACCUUGCGCACUUCUUGCUGGCAUAUGGGCGUGCCUACCCGAAGCUUGAUGAAGGUCGUGUGUGGCGGGUUCUGGCAGAACUGAGUGCAGGCUUGUACUUCAUUCAUGAUGCUGGAAUCAUCCAUCUGGAUAUCAAGCCGGAGAACGUCUUCAUUACGAGCUCGGGCCGGUUCAAAAUUGGCGACUUUGGCAUGGCGUCUGUGUGGCCACGCCCUCCGCCACCGUCGGACACCAUUGUCAGCAAUGCGUUCGAGCGCGAGGGUGACAAGCUGUACCUCGCACCCGAGGUUCUUCAGGGUCGUUACAGCAAGGCGGCUGACGUCUUCAGCGUGGGCAUGACCAUCCUCGAGGCGGCGACCAAUAUCGUCGUGCCUGGACAGGGCGAGGCAUGGCACCGACUUCGGCAAGAAGACUUCUCGCAGGUCGACACCGGGCUUGAGUCGUUGAGCGAGGAGCUUCAAGACUUGAUCCGUAGCAUGAUGCGCACAGAUCCCACCGUACGUGCUGAGAUCGGUCCAGUCGCCUCUCACCCCGUCGUCUCCCGUGCACGGGCAGCGAUGGAGGGGGUACGAGCUGCCCAAGGGGAUGUCUUUGCUGCCAGCCCAUUGGGUGGCGGUGGCAAGCACUUCCUCAGCGAGAUUCUUCUGCGUCCACGAUGGACAGGAGACGCGAUGGAUGUUGGAUAUUGAUUGCGCGGAGGUAUUGCGGGUCCCGCCGCUGGGACAUUGGUUGAUCGUUAUGCACUGUACUCUUUCUCAUGAUUGACUUCGCCGAUCACACCACUUUGGCUCUUGUUGGUUCAUCGGUUGGGCUUUGGUUGGUUCGGCUGGUCAUCUCCUAUGGAUGUCCUUCUACUUCUACUUCUACGCCUUAUGCGAGUUGGGUUCGCCUUGACUUCGAUCUUGAUUAUUCUAUAUGUACUCUUUCUGUCUCCUUGCGUUUAUGGCCUUUUGUUCUAUCUUGCAUCAACACUCCCGCAACCUCAUCACGGCCCGCAACACCUACCCCUGGUGUAUCAUAUACCGCAACUAUUUUCCAUCCUCCGGUUCCAUCGUACACCCACAUCCUGUUGCCCGUCUUUGGUUCAUACUCAUCUAGUUGCAACUUGCUUCCUUGCAUGGCUGUUCACACUGUCACGAUAAUGUACGUAGCGUAACGAAAUAUCAUGUGCAUUCUUGCCUCAA